Molecule: messenger RNA, 334 nt
Organism: Linum tenue
Lineage: Eukaryota; Viridiplantae; Streptophyta; Magnoliopsida; Malpighiales; Linaceae
Source: the annotation of a GenBank genome assembly
AGCCUUGAAAGCAUUGAUUCUACUGUUACUAGUCACUGGUUGUCACAAGGGGAAGAAGGUUCAUCUUCUAGGGAAAAGGAAUUGGAUAUUGACGAGCUGGAUCGAGCAUUAGAAGAGGAAGUUGGUGAUGAAGAAGAUGAAGGGGACGACUUGCAGAAUGUAGACUUAUCUACAUUUGGUGUUGUUUGACGAUAUGAAACGUUGUUUGUGAACAUUGUAGUGCUUGCUAGUUUGUGUUUGUGGUAGUUGUGAACUUGUGGUUUGAGAAUGUUGUUUGGUUUGAUAAUGUUGUUUGAACUUGUGGUGUAAGAAUGUUGUUUGGUUGUUUUGUACU